AUGAUCAAUCCCAAGAGGCUCGUUGCACUCGUGAGGAAGUGGCAGAAGUUGGCUGUCAUAGGUAGGAGGAGAAUCUCCAUGUCCAGAACAGAUGUCACCGCAGACUCGGAAGCAUGCAAGAAAUCUAAACCCAAUAAGGGCCAUUUCAUCAUCUACACUGCAGAUGGAAGACGGUUUGCAGUUCCCUUGGCGUAUCACAACAGCCCCAUUUUUCAAGAGUUAUUCAAAAUGUCCGAGGACAAGUAUGGAUUACCAGGCAACGGACCUAUCAAAAUUCCUUGCCAUGCAGUCUUCAUGGAUCACAUUGUUUCGUUGCUGCAGAGAAAGAUGGCUGAAGAUGUUGAGAGAGCUCUGCUUAUACCUGCAGCAUCCUUAUGCAGUUCUUUGAAGGAAAUGCUUAGUGAUUUCAGAUCUCUCAUUGCUUCUUUUAAAGGCGAGUUCACUCUCCGUGCUAUUCUCAAUGGACACUUAGAUCUUUCUCAAGCUGAAAAUGUUGGAAAACUCAUUUCAGCUAAAUUUGUUGUUGUUACAAAUGCUGCACUGGUAGGGAUCUAG
Molecule: messenger RNA, 555 nt
Organism: Magnolia sinica
Lineage: Eukaryota; Viridiplantae; Streptophyta; Magnoliopsida; Magnoliales; Magnoliaceae
Product: auxin-responsive protein SAUR62-like
Exons: 3
Coding region: 1-555 (184 amino acids)
Biological process (GO): response to auxin
Source: RefSeq, a predicted model, not a curated record